This is a messenger RNA of Spirodela intermedia, 481 nucleotides long. The record is from the annotation of a GenBank genome assembly. NCBI's taxonomy places the organism in Eukaryota, Viridiplantae, Streptophyta, Magnoliopsida, Alismatales, Araceae.
AUGGUGGCCUUCCCCCGGCUCACCUCAGCCCUCCUCCUCCUCCUCUGCGUCCUUCUCCACGGUACUCUCUCUCUCUCUCUCUCUCUCUCUCUCUCUUUCUCUAUCUAUCCCUUGAAUGGUGUCUGAGUGUUGAUCUGGUGGGGCGGUUGGUUGUGUUGCAGGGGGUGCGGCGGCCGGGAAAUGCAGGCUGGAGAGCAUAGGGGUGAAGCAGGAGAAGACGGGGGCGGUGGUGGAGGGGAAGCCAGAGUACGAGGUGACGGUGAGGAACGGGUGUCUGUGCCCGCAGUCCAGAGUGGUGGUACGGUGCUACGGGCUGAGCAGCUUGAGGGCGGUGGACCCGCGGGCCAUCAGGCCGGUCGGAGAGACGGACUGCCUUGUGAACGGAGGGCGGCCUAUCGUUGGCGGCGCCGCCGUCAAGUUCAGAUACGCGUGGACGACUCCCCAGGACUUUCCCCUCGUCAGUUCCAAGAUCAGCUGCUAG